GAACUCUGUGACAAGUACCCCUCAACUCCCUGUGGUCAGGGCAUGUGUUUGCAGGGAUGGUUUGGAAUGUACUGUCAGAAACAAAAUAUUGCUCUCCGAAGAUCGAGUAGCCAGAGUAGUACACUAAAUGGCAACUAUGGAGCAGGACUGGGUGUUGACGGCAGAGCCACAACAGAUGCAGGGAGCCAGCCAUUGACAUGUGCUCAUACAAUGCGUGAGACAAAUCCCACCUGGACUGUGAACCUGAAUACACCAGUUACAGAGAAGAUACAACACAUCAGACUUUAUCUUCGCAACGACCUUCAGGAGAGAAACAACGGCAUGGAGAUACUUGUGGGCAAACAGAUGUGCUACAACUGGUCGUCUUCUGAACAUCCCCCUCCUAUAGCUAACGUCACCUGCCGCCAGCCACUGACAGGAACCACGGUGACCAUACGGAUACCUGGUCCACUGAAAUUCCUUACUUUGUGUGAAGUGCAGAUAUUUGUUUGCAGUGAUGGAUGGUUUUCUGAAGAUUGUGACAAAGAGUGCAGUUGCCGUAGCAGUGCUGAUGUAUGUGACAAGAUCACUGGUCGCUGUUCUAGGAGAUGUCUCCCAGGAUAUUAUGGAACCAACUGCCAAACAGCAUGUCCAGAUGGUUACUAUGGUCUGGCCUGUGGCUUCCAGUGUGGCAACUGUGUGGAUGGUGACGUUUGCAUCAAGACAAAUGGAACAUGUCCUGGAGGAUGUGUAGCAGGGUGGAUUUACGGCAGGUGUAGUCAGCGUAAGUCAAUUGCAAUGAUAACAUCAGCAGCAAGAUCAUGA
Haliotis rubra (blacklip abalone) is the source of this 804-nucleotide messenger RNA. RefSeq names its product fucolectin-5-like. Bases 43 to 804 code for a protein of 253 amino acids. The transcript is spliced from 5 exons. Lineage: Eukaryota; Metazoa; Mollusca; Gastropoda; Lepetellida; Haliotidae. The record is from RefSeq and is a predicted model, not a curated record.